Messenger RNA from Peromyscus californicus insignis, 1512 nucleotides. Its product is annotated as sentrin-specific protease 2-like. Bases 1 to 1512 code for a protein of 503 amino acids. The record is from RefSeq and is a predicted model, not a curated record. Gene Ontology annotation, biological process: protein desumoylation. Gene Ontology annotation, cellular component: nucleus. NCBI's taxonomy places the organism in Eukaryota, Metazoa, Chordata, Mammalia, Rodentia, Cricetidae. Gene Ontology annotation, molecular function: deSUMOylase activity. The transcript has a single exon.
AUGUGGCAACCUAAACAGUGCGGGAUGGAGAUGAAACCUGAAGCUUCUGGGCAAGGUCGAAAACGGAAAUACUUGGAUGAAGGUGGGAUGGAGAUCAAGUCUGAAGCUUUAGGACAAGGUAAAAAACCAAAAUGCCAGGAUGAGGGUGGAACAGGUUUGGAGUUUGAAGAGCCCAGCAAAACUCAGAAGAGGAUACCUCAGGAACAGCAAGACCGAGAGCUUCAAAGUCAACAGCCAGGCAAGGAUGAGCUAUGGGAACUCCAUCAAGAAACUCUAAGACAACUAAAGCCCCUAGAGUGGGCCACAGGUCCACAGGAGCAGGCUGUAACUGGGAGAGAGUCUGGGGAUGGUGGCAAGGGUCGCAAGCGGCCCUGUUGCAUCAUGGAGGAAUAUGCCAAAAACCACCAAAGGCAAAAGUACCAAAGGUUACUGCAGCACCUUCCGCCCCGUGAUAAUAUGAAAUCUGAACCACAGAGGGUUCACACAACCCUGGUGGACACCUUGAAGAUCAAAGGGUGUGUGGAAGGGCACAGUCACGGAUCCAGAACGACUCAGUGUGAUCCUAAACAAUCCACUGCUGUUACCACAAAGGAAUGUGUCUCACCAGACUUGAGAGUGAGGGCGUGUACAGAGAACUCUUCUGAUACACAGAAGAAAGAUGCAGUAAACCUUGAAGGAAGAAGAGGACACCACUUGGAGCCUGACUUGCCAAGAGCAGAGGCUCAAGUCUUCCUGCACAGUGGCAGCAGUAGGUCACUCCCCAACAAGAUGCCAGUAGUUAUGGCAGAGAAAAAUCCUGUAGCAGAACAGGAAAAGGGCAGAGGAACGGAUGAAGUCCUUAAUGUUACAGAGGACAUGGAAAAGGAAAUAAGAAAUGCACUGGGUCCAGGACCCCAGGAGGAAAUCUUAACGAGUGCAUUCAAACUGCAUAUUACUCGAGGAGAUAUCCACACCCUAGAGAAUGGUGAGUGGCUCAAUGAUGAGGUCAUCAAUUUUUACAUGAAUCUUCUGGUUGAGAGAAAUAACAAAAAAGGGUACCCGGCUAUUCAUGUGUUCAGCACUUUCUUUUACCCCAAACUAAAGCAUGGCGGCUACUGUUCUGUUAAACGAUGGACUCGAGGAAUAAAACUGUUUGAAAAAGAAAUUAUUCUAGUACCUAUUCACCAGAAGGUACAUUGGAGCCUGAUAGUAAUCGACCUAAGAAAACAAAGUAUCGUAUACCUCGAUUCAAUGGGACAGACAGGGCAGAGCAUUUGUGAGACCAUCUUUGAAUAUUUACAAAAUGAGAGCAAAACUCGAAGGAACAUUGAGCUGGACCCUUUGGAAUGGAAAAGAUACAGUAUGACUUCAAAGGAGAUUCCUCAACAACUGAAUGGGAGUGACUGUGGAAUUUUUACUUGUAAAUAUGCAGAUUACAUUUCUAGAGACCAACCACUUACCUUUUCUCAGCAACACAUGUCCAUCUUUAGGAAGAGGAUGGUGUGGGAAAUCCUGAAUUGUCACUUACUGUAA